Molecule: messenger RNA, 810 nt
Organism: Cryptococcus wingfieldii CBS 7118
Lineage: Eukaryota; Fungi; Basidiomycota; Tremellomycetes; Tremellales; Cryptococcaceae
Exons: 4
Coding region: 1-810 (269 amino acids)
Source: RefSeq, a predicted model, not a curated record
AUGCCUGGCAUCUUGCCCCGCACUCGUCGACCCAAACGUGCCAAGAAACAACCAAAACUCACGAAGGAUCAACGUGUACACCCUGCUUCAACAGACAUACCCCCACAAAGCGGCCAAGCCCCUUUCAAACAAACCCGCCACAAACCUCUCCCACCCAUCCCUCCCGAAACCAAAUUUACCUCUCAAACAGCCGAAGGCUGGCAUGCGUUCAAAUGGGAGCUCGAACGGCAUGAUGUAUACCUCACAAACAUCAUCGAGCAGAUGCACAAGGCCCCCGAUAAAACCAGCAAUGAGUAUAAGGCGAGGGUAGACGGGGUGAGAAAGUUGAGGAGGGACGUGUUUGAGCUGGGAGAGAGCGGAAGACAUGCUCUUGUGGGGUCAAGGGCCAUCAUAGGACUGGCCGAAAGAACUUUGAUGGUGGUGAGGAACAUGUAUCAGCGAACGGUCAAAAUGACUCCCAACAUGGAUGGCACUCCCAUUUCUCCUCCUGUUCUGAAACUCAUAACAGACCUUUCCAACGAGUGCAAAAAGACCUCUUUGCCUGUCAAGAUCAGCAACACCAUGACUCUGCGGCGGAACAUGGAGCAGCGGUAUCUCGAUACCAUCGAGAAACGUAUAUUGGAUAUGAAUACGAUACUGGCAUAUAUAGUCCAUAAGCUGAAGCUCAGAGACAAGAUGAUAUAUCAAUCUGACCAGUGGCCGGUAGAGGCGGUAAUCACCUGGCGAGAAGAGAUACAUGAGGCUAAAAUGAGUCAGAGGGUCCCAAAAGCUCAACAAAACCCUCGUCGCGAGCAAUGUCUCGUUCAGUAA